AUGCUGAGAAGGGGAUUGCGAUCGCUCGCGGUUCUCUCCAGGUCGGCGGCAGCGCCCGAGGGUUCGCAGCACUGCGCGGCGCUGCUGGCGGCAUUGUCGAGCAGGGAUCCAGAUGCGUCGCUACGGGGGCUGGAUUUUGUGCCCAGCGCCUUCUCGCUGGGCAAGGCGCUCGAGAGGUCUCCCAGCGCCAAUGCCGCGCUCCAAUGCUUCGCGUGGGCGUCCGGCCUGCCCGGAUUUCGCCAUGGAUUCCAGGCCUGCAACGCGCUGCUCGUGGCGCUGAUCAAGAACGGCCGCCACAGGGAAGCGCACGGGAUUUUCGACUCCCAGCUCAAGAGUCUCGCCCCGCCCGAUGCCUCCAGCUAUGGAAUCCUCGCUAACGCCUACGUCCAGGCCGGGGAUCUCGAUGCCGCCGUGAAGCUCUUGCGCGAUCUCCCGGCCUCCACCACGGCCAAUCUCGCCACCUAUCUCUGCGUCAUGAUGGGCCUCUGCCGCGGCAAGCGAUCCAUCGACGCGAUUGGUGUGCUUCGCGAAAUGCAAAAGAGGAACGUCGUGCCGGAGCUCGCGACGUAUCUCAUGCUCAUCGAGGGCCUGGGAAGGGAUCACAGGGUGAAAGAGGCCUUCGAUCUCUUCCAAGAGAUCCAUGCUCGAGGAUUCACUGCCAAGGCCUCGAGCUAUAGCUACAUUGUUUGCGGCCUCGCGAAGUAUGGAUACUUUGACGAGGCCGUGGAGCUCUUCGAGGAGAUGAUCCGGAGGAAGGUGGCGCCGCCGCUGGGGUCAUGCAUUGGGAUCUUGAAUGGCUACUGCCAGGAUGGAGGGAAGAUGGAGCAGGCGAUCCAGCUCUUCCGGAAGAUGGAGGGCGAGUAUGGUUGUCCUCCAAACACGUACGCUUACAACGUUCUUCUCACGGGAUUGAAGAAGAAGGAUGGAGUGGAGGAGAUGAGGGAGAUGUUUUUGGAGAUGAAGGAGAAGGGCUGCGAGCCGAAUCUAGUCACGUACUGCACGUACAUUCUCGGGCUGUGCAAGGCCGGGAGAGUCGACGAUGCGAUGGUGGUGAAGAAGGAGAUGAUCCAGAAGUCUUGCUCACCGGACAACGUCGUCUAUAGUAUCCUCAUCAACGCGUUCUGCAAAGUCGGGAAGAUCUACGAGGGCGAGAAGCUGCUGGCGGAGAUGCUGGAGAAGAAGCUCCAGCCGGACGUUGUGUGCUUCAGCUCGCUCGUCGAUUGCCUGGACAAGGCUGGUCGAUACGGCGACGCUUAUCGGCUCUUCCGGAGGAUGAUGGAGCAAGGGUGCAAGCCGGAUGCUGUCAUCGCGUCGGUGAUGCUGGACUCUUUCACGAAACGGGGAGAAGUAGCGCAGGCUCUGGAGCUCGUCGACGAGUUCGUGGACAGGGACUUGCCGCUGCCAUCGGCGGGAUCUAUCAACCAGCUCGUCAAGAGGAUUGUGGUGGGGGACAAGGUGGAAGAUGGCGUCCGGCUACUCAAGACGAUGGCUUCCAGAGGCUCCAGACCUCUGCAGUGCUCGUAUGCGACUUUGUUGAGGGAGCUCUGCCGGAGGAAAAACGCUGUCGAGGCGCUGGAGCUGGUGAAGGAGAUGCGAGCGGCUGGCUACACGUCCGUGGAUCUCUCGUGCGUGAUCGAGAUGCUGUGCAAGAUGAAGAUGGUGGACGAGGCCCGGGGGUUGUACGAGGAGAUGAAAUCCUCGCAGCAGCAGGAGCUCCUCCCGAGCGUCUCCACUUACAACAUUCUUUUGGAGCGCUUGUGCGGCGAGGGACGGCUGGGCGAUGCCAAGGACUUGUUCCAGGAGAUGAUCGAGAGCGGCCGGAUCCCCGACGUGAACUCUUACGAGAUCUUGGUGGAGGCGCUGUGCAAGGCCGGGAAGAUCUUCCAGGGGCACGAGCUGUUCAAGCAGCUCAUCUCGCUGGGAUUCAUUCCCAGCAGCGAGAUGUGUGCUACGAUCGUCGACGGGCUUUGCAAGCACCAGUAUCGAGAAGAGAAAAGCGAAGAAGAAGCUGAAGAUGACGCGGAAGAAGCUCUCAGGGAGAUGAUCGAUAGUGGAUUUGUGCCUGACGACUUGAUCGGUGACGUGAUCAGAGAGCUCGAGGAGGAGGAUUCAUUCACCAUGAUGAAGAAGCUGCAGAUCAUAGUGGUCGCAAUCUUGGUUGUGGUUCUUAAUGUUGCUUUUCAUGGUGUUGCAAUGCGCCCCAUGGCCCAAGAGACGAAGAUGGUGUACGGAGUGAUCAAGGUUCCUCAUUUGGAAGUUCCCGCUUCUGGGUUCUACAAGCGACCGUAA
Molecule: messenger RNA, 2289 nt
Organism: Selaginella moellendorffii
Lineage: Eukaryota; Viridiplantae; Streptophyta; Lycopodiopsida; Selaginellales; Selaginellaceae
Product: pentatricopeptide repeat-containing protein At1g62910-like
Exons: 2
Coding region: 1-2289 (762 amino acids)
Molecular function (GO): protein binding
Source: RefSeq, a predicted model, not a curated record